CGCGCGGGCGGCCGGGCCCGUCGCCGUGCGCGUGACGCAGCGUCCCGGCGCCGCCGCCGCCAUGGAGGCGAGCGGCAGGGCCGCCUUCGUGCUCAGCAACCUGGCCGAGGUGGUGGAGCGCGUCCUCGGCUUCCUGCCCACCAAGGCGCUGCUGCGCGCCGCAUGCGUGUGCCGCCUCUGGAGGGAGUGCGCCCGGCGGACCCUGCGCACUCGGCAGCGCCUCGCCUGGGUGUCGGCGCUGGAGCCGGGGCCCGCCGAGAGCCACGCGCUGGUGCGCGCGCUCGCCCGGGAGCUCGAGAAAGUGCAUGUGCUGCCCCAAACCGUGCUCUACAUAGCGGAUGCAGAAACGUUCAGCGGCCACGAGGAAUGCCACGACCAAAAGAAAGCCAGAAAAAGAAACAGUAAAGAAACAGCAAUUGCACUUGAAAAAUUGUUGCCAAAACGAUGUCAAGUUCUUGGACUGGUCACCCCAGGGAUUGUAGUUACCCCUAUGGGUUCAAGCAGCAAUCAACCUCAAGAAAUUGAAGAUGGUGAAGCUGGGUUUGCUCUGCUGUUUCCCAAAAUUGAUGGUGUAAAAAUCCAAACCUUCCAUUUUCCUAAAGACUUGAAGAACAGGGUCUUUGAUGAAAGUAAAUUUGCUGAAGCAGGUCUGAAGAAUAAUCCAGAUCUCCGUGUGGUUCUUCUGUUUGGCUACAACUCCUGGAAGUCUGGAGCUACUCGAUUUCUUCAUCAAAUAGUCAAUCCUUUGAAUGAAAAAAGUAUCAUCCUAGGGGGACAAGUGGAGAGCUUUACAUCGCUGACCUCUGAGAAUAAUAACGCCCAGCCCAGCGAUGCCUGUGGUGUGGUUGGACUGGCUUUCAGUGGUCCCCAGAUCCAGAGUGCGACAGUUCUGUUAGACCAGGAUGUAGCUGAUGAGAGGACAGCAGAAGCCGCCAUGCAGCGUCUCAAAGCAGCAAACAUCCCCGAGCGUAACACCAUUGGCUUCAUGUUUGCAUGUGUUGGCAGAGGAUAUCGGCAUUAUAAAACCAAAAGGAAUAUGGAAGCAGAUGCGUUUAGGAAGUUUUUUCCAAACGUUCCCCUCUUUGGCUUUUUUGGACAUGGCGAAAUAGGAUGUGAUCGAAUAGUUACUGGGAAUUUCGUGUUAAGAGAAUGUAAUGACGUGAAGGAUGACCUGCUUCACGGUUAUACUACCGUAAUGACUCUUAUUCAUCUUGGUUCAACGAAACCAAACCAAGUGUAAAUAUGUUUUUAAUGCAUCAGUGACCUGUUUCUUUCAUUCCAGAAAACAGAAAAGUCUGGCAGAGUGGGCAUCUUGCAGUCAAAGCACCUUCCAAAGCAUAAACAUCAUUCUCGUAUUAUCCAAUCCUGUAGGUGGAAUAGUUUAUUAUAAUAGCUGUGGGAAAGCUUUGCAUUGUGUGUAAUCCCAUGUACACAUCACAAUUGCAGGUAAAUGGUAUUUAAUGGAAUUCUGCAAUUGAAGAAAGACUCUUUUUUUCUAAAAUGAGAAUGGUUUGCACAAAUGGCAGUUGGAGUCCAAGUAACCAACAUGUAGAAAUAAACAGUACUUUGAUGUGCUC
Cygnus olor (mute swan) is the source of this 1577-nucleotide messenger RNA. RefSeq names its product F-box protein 22 (gene FBXO22). Gene Ontology annotation, molecular function: protein binding. Lineage: Eukaryota; Metazoa; Chordata; Aves; Anseriformes; Anatidae. The record is from RefSeq and is a predicted model, not a curated record. Gene Ontology annotation, biological process: regulation of skeletal muscle fiber development; protein polyubiquitination; positive regulation of proteasomal ubiquitin-dependent protein catabolic process.